CCGCGGCUGCAGCUUCGUCCACGUGCUCCACGCCCCCUCUCGCCCCCUCUCCCCUUCUACGCUCUCAGAUCUUCGCAUCACUGCGUCGGUUGCAUCGACUCGACGGCCCUCACGUCCACGAUGCUGAGGAACAGGCACACCACUUUCAAGAUCAUGAAGGCCUUCAACUCCACGCUCGCCGCCGUCACGCAGCAGACCACCUUGGCCAUCACGCGUGCUGCCAAGGGCCCACUGCCAGACUUGCAAGUGCCUGACGUGCACGUCAAGCCGAUGAGUGGCACUGUGUCACUGCACAUUGGCAACGAGAAAUGCGGCGAGACGAACCUCGGCGACGGAGACUUCGGCACGGCAGGUGACGGCAUCGUCACCAUCGGCCAGCAGGCCGUCAACAAGGUGGCGGCGGACAAGCUCGAGGUCGGCCAGAGCGGAGAGCUGCUGUGUCAGGCCAAGUUCAACGUCACAGACAGCAGCGGGUACGCAGGGGGAAGGGGAGCGACACAGGCACAGGCACUGUGCUCGACGCAUCAUGCAAUAUGUGUGUGUGUGUGUGUUGUGCGUUGUCUGUGACGCCUCUGUCCGUUUAGUUUGGUCGUGGUUGGCGGCGAUGGGUCGACCACUGUGCACGUGGCCAAGAACGGGGUGGUGUUCCCGCAGACCAUGGGCCCCCCCACAUACCCCACCACCAUCACCGUGACGGCCACCGGCUAUGCGGCCAUGGACGUGGGAGGCACCACCAUCACACCCAAAGGCGGCGGCGUCCUCAGCUACACCGGCACCAUCACCGGCGAGUGCGACCUGACGGUGGUCCUCAAGACGCCCGCCAUGGACCCGGUGCUGGCGAGCCUGGACCCGAGUGGGCCUGCUGCCAACGGCCACAACGAUGCGAGUGGCGAUGAUGAUGAUGACGACAUGGAUGUCGAGUGCGGCCGCGAAACAGCGGCCCAGCGCCAAAUGGACGUCGAGUGAGCCGGCAGACGGAGGCGUGAGAGAGCCGAGCGGGGGAAGGUGGUAUGGUGUGUGGUGUGGUGUGAUGUGGUGUAGUGAGGGGAGUGCUGUGUGGUAUUGUGAGGUGCCCAUUCGGCCAUGAGCACAUGUGUUUUUCGUUUUGCGUGAAUGAGUUGGGGAUCGAUCAGUGGCGUCAGAGCAGAGAGGGGGACGGAGAAGCAUGGUGUGUCGACAUGUGCGUCAAAGUUAGUCCAGAGAGACGGCCAGAAAGGGUGCAUGCCCUGGAUGUGCGUUUAAGUCGUGUGUGCAUUAGGAUGGUCUUCCCUUUGUAAGCUAUACGUGAACGGGGACGUGUGCAAAGAGGGAGAGAGAGAGAGAGAGAGAGAGAGAAUGGUUUCUGUGCGUGCAAGCUGCUGCAACCUAUCCUUGAUUGGAGUCUAGGUAUUUAUCCGCUUCCUCUUCUUUGUAUUGUAUAUAUUAUGUGGCUCCGCUGCUUCCACACCCGGCCGUGUGUGCACUAGUGCUGCAUGAGCUGAGGUGUUUUUGCCCAUCGUGGGCGGACAGGUGGGACGAGGGACAUAUGUCUGUCUGGCUCAUGAUGUAUACAUACAGUACCGAUGAGACAGUAUCAUAUUACAUGCAUCGCGUGAAGGAGGAUCACGUGAGACCACAGACAAACACACAGAAAGACGCCUCACUAAUCACAUACAAAGCGC
This is a messenger RNA of Vitrella brassicaformis, 1661 nucleotides long. The record is from the annotation of a GenBank genome assembly. NCBI's taxonomy places the organism in Eukaryota, Vitrellaceae.